Messenger RNA from Colletotrichum lupini, 2775 nucleotides. RefSeq lists its product as uncharacterized. The record is from RefSeq and is a predicted model, not a curated record. The transcript is spliced from 4 exons. Lineage: Eukaryota; Fungi; Ascomycota; Sordariomycetes; Glomerellales; Glomerellaceae. Bases 1 to 2775 code for a protein of 924 amino acids.
AUGUAUGGGCAGAGCCUCCUGCCAUCGCUCAACCCAGCUCAGCCUGCUUCUACACACCGACCUUACCCCUCCUUUCCAUCUCUGAUGUUGUUCACCGGGAGGUCAGAGUCAACAUCGCCAAAUUUCGCCAACGACCUCCAGCAUCGCGAGCGAAUACCACAAACCAUACGACGACCGACCAUGUCCGAUCAAGUAGGCUUCAGCUUCCAAGCCGACGUGGUGAACACGGCUUCUCUGGGACAUGUCUUGACCGGGCGACUGCUCAAGGCCCUAAGCGAUGGAGGUGUCGAUACGUAUGCCAUGUGGGCAGCUGUACAACUGGGAAAGCGUAUACCAGUCCAGGAUCUGCACCAGAGCUCAUUGUAUGCCCACAUUAUGUCGAAGAAGACAUAUCAAUCGGUCCUAUCCAAAGCGCUCAGCAUCGGUUGGGGCCACUCGGCACCUGUAGCAGAUUUGGCUCGAACUGUUGCUGGGACCAAUGCUAUCAUUCUGAUUGGCGCCCUCUCAACGGGAUGCCAAGCCUUUGCGGCCGCCCAGUGUCUAUCUGAGGUGAUGGCAAUCUACGGACUUGAGGCUGAUAUGCUGCCGAGUGUCGAUGUGCUCAAGGGUUUGGUCAACUACUUGGCCCCAUUCACCCAAGACCUCGGCUUCUCAAAGGUUUUCCAGCAUAUAACGAAUCUUGCAGAGCGCGCGAUCAGACUGGAAAAUAGAGCCGUAGUAGGGCAGAAAAGAAGUUCCAGCAGAGACGGAAAUGACAUCUCCGAUUCUCUCAAUCAGUUCAUAGGCAUGGGUAGCGCUGCUUCCCUAGCUGGCGCCCUCAAACAGCUCAUUCACACAUCUCAAAAGAAGCAGAGAGAUUACAUGACGCCCAAGAUGCGCGGGUCAUGGCUCCCAGCUUUUGCGAGCCAUAUACUGGGCAUGGCUGUGGAGGUUCGUUACAAUCAGAAGAUUGUAUGGGCUAGCGGUGGUGAGCAUGGGCACAUUCUCUUUCAACUUGGUGACGAGUCUACAGCCCACGACGCCCUUCAGUUAUUCUCACAAGUCAGCGAAGUGAUUGAAGACGACUACAACGAAGAAGGCGGUGAGCCCUUAUUGAGGGUUGAUUGUCUGAUCGGAGAGGCCCUUGAAAGUCAGAUCUACAAAUGGCCGGAAAUCGACAACGAUGUCGCUAAAUCUAUUCGACAUGCGAUUAGAUUUCUAUCUUCUCACCUAUUUGAGAGACUCGAAACCGGUUUUGACUCGCCCAUGGACAGAACUUCCGGAUAUUCUAUAAAAGUGCCAUUCGAUGGUAUGAGGGCAUUGGAGAAGGUUUUGAAUGUAAUGGGCAUCGAUGUCGACUUGGACGAAGAAGCCCCAGCGGUUUCCCCCAGUCUCAACCUGCGACACCCCGUCAUCCUACGAAUGACCAAGAACGAGGAGGCUGUCGUGGAGUCCCAAGGCCUUAUCUUCCUUAACCCGAUAAGUAUAGAAGCGGUCGCUAAGAACUGUCGUAUACAUUCAUCGGCCUUCUCCAAUGAGUCAGGCGCUAGCGAAAGGCGAAGAAGAAUCGAUUUGAGGACGGGCAAAACUAAACGCGCCAAGAAACGCAUCCCUCGAUCCCCUUGUGCAUGUAGGGCAGUCGGAAGGCUGAUUUACUCUUUCGCGGCUACAGCCCUAGCGCUCAUGUUUUGCACAUUUGACGCCACGGAACUCAGAGUGGUGGAGGAAGUCAUUGCGGGAGAUAUCAUGACAAGCUGGAUUCAACAAAUCGUCGAUGGUGGGUACAUUUGGUUCCCACGUCAAGUCAUUCCGGGAGAUUUCACGACAAGCUGGAACCAAACACUCGAAGACAAAACGUCCAUCUCUCCACCACCUUCACUCAUUGAUGAGAAAGAACCAGGCAGGGACAGAAACCCAAGACGCUCCGGCAAAUUGAUACCGCCGGACGAAGACAUCUUCAAUCACCUUGGGAAACUUGUUUGUUCUGAUUAUGCAAUUAGAUGGCUAAGUCCGACCGAAAACUCCACAGAAACAAAUAUCAUUCUUGGGGUCUCGGGAAGAGCCUUCACCAUCUACUACGCAUGUAUAUUAGGAACUGACUGUUUUGAUGUGUUUGGUAGAACCAUCCGCAUUCGGUCCGGUCGGGCAUCAGUGGCCGGAGCGUUUCGCAAUGUCAUUGUAGAACGACUAUAUCCUGACAAGGAAGGCAACGGCUCUGAUCUCACCAACGAGCUUGCAGAGGUUGUCUCCUUAGCGACCGGAACCACACUGGGACCUCAUCACAGACCUCCAGAAAGUAGGAUUGCCAUGGAUGUGAUUAUCCAAGAAGAGAUCGUGUAUGUCCAGUUGAAACUAGCAGGAAAGACGUCAGGACCAGUGAAAGUCUCCUUCCAGCGUUGUGUUUCUCGGUUCGCAUCCUAUUGGGCUGUUCCUAAAUGCAAUCAUGAGAAAGAUGGGCUGUAUACUUUGGAAAAUGACCAGGAUGUGGUAUUGAGUGGCUUUCAAGUGGCUUCUUUACGCCGACGAGACGCCGCAGAGGUGCUGGAACUCCUGUUGAAAGGCGUAUUGUCACUAGGCGUUGUGUUGUUCAAGCUUCAGCUUGCCUCACGUGCUGCAUUCGCUUGGCUCGCCAACCCGGUUAUCUUCCGUGUAUCAAAACUUUUCUAUGGGGACGAUACCGAGAAAUAUGUUGAUGAAACAUUACACUUCUUCUACAUAUACACGUACCAUGAGCAGGGCUACAGACCAAGCCAUUACCAGGAUAUACUCAGGGAGAGAGGCCAGGCUUUCCGCUGA